GCAGCUCUAACCUCAUUGCCCGCGCUCCGGCGGGGAGAACGGUGGCCCCCAGCAGGCCCGGGGGCCCGGGGACUUGGCAAGGCAGGGGAGAACCAAGCCGAAAAACACGGGGGUGGGGGAGCGCCCUUGCGGGAUUGGGGCCUCAGACCCUUCGCACUCAAGUGGCCCUGCAGCCUGGGGUGUACCGGAAAGUGAAUGAGGUCGAAUAGCCCCGCCUCCUGACCCCGCUCCCCACACCCUGAGUAUCUGAGGGUGUGUUUGUGUGUGUGUACGUGUGUAUAUGUGUGUGUGACAUUUGGGAGAAUAUCUCCAUUUGGGAUGGGGGGCGGAGGAAACGGGGAAAGACUUGUGUGGGAAGGUAUAUUUGUGCUUGGGAGAAGAUGGAUUUGUCACUGGCCUGCUGUCCCCACCCCUUCCUCCCCCAGGAACUAACUGAUCUUCCUAAAAUUACGAUUGAUGGCUUGUUCACUUUCUGGCCAUUGUGUUCCUGCAUCUCUUGCUUUUCUUUACUCGACUCUAAAGGCCUAAUUCUGAAUCUGAGGCUACUAGGUACCCCCUGCUUGACCCAGCUCUAUCUCUUCCUCCCACUCCCCACCCCCAUCAGCAGUCCAAGUCUGGACUCCAGGACCGAAUUUCUGUUAGGUGAUGAAUAUUGACAGCUAAAGAGAAGUUAAGUUGCCUCUGAUCUCCCAAACACUAAAAAAAACCCAUCCCUGAGCACCAAGGUGGAAGCGACCAACUUAUGGACUAGAGUCCAUCCUAGUAGGAAAGAAAAGUUCUAGCUCCUCAGAGCCCUUGGACAGAGACAAGAGAUUCAUAGAAGAGAACAGAUCCUGGAGCUCAGAGAGAUCAAGACUUUGAAGUCCAUCAGCAGAGUCCAAAGAGGUGAUUGACCAUGGAGAAGUCAACUCAAGUGAUUGAGGAGGAAGCUCAGUCUUCUCAGGACUUUUCCUUUCCCCAAGAAAAGAAGACCCAAGAGGUAGAAUCAGCUGCUCUUCAACUGACAGCCAGGUCUCAUGAAUCAGUGACUUUCAAAGAUGUGGCCAUGGACUUCACCCCAGAGGAAUGGGGACAGCUGGAUCCUGCUCAGAGGGAUGUCAUGCUGGAGAACUAUAGGAACCUGGUCUCUUUGUGGCUUCCAGUUUCCAAACCUGAUGGGAAUUCUAAUUUUGAUCAAGGAGAAAAUCAAUGGAUGAUGGAGAAAAAAGUCCCAAGAGGCAACUGUUCAGACUGGGAUACUAGGUCUGAAAGCAGAGAGUCAGCCUCAAUACAGGAAAUCUAUGAAGAGGAAUCAUCACAAAGGGUGAUGGUGGGAAGAGUCACAGAGGAUGAUGUUUCCAACUUGGAAGAAUGUGAGGACUGGUUAGAGAGACAACAGGAAAAUGAGAGACAUUUAAGGCAAGUGACAAUUGCCCACAAGAAAAACCUUACUAAGGAGAGAGACUUUGAAUGUAAUACAUACUGGAAAAGUUUUAGUCAGAAGUCAAUUAUUAUUAGUCAAGAAAAAGUUCCUACAGGAGAGAAAUUGGGUAAUUUUGAAAGAAGGACCUUCAAACAAAGCUCUAACCUAGUGAAAAAUCAGAGAAUCUACAAGGAGAAAAAAGCUUGUAAGUGUAAUGAAUGUGGAGAAUCCUUUAGUUACCAUUCAGUGCUUAUUCGGCAUCAAAGAAUUCAUACUGGAGAGAAACCAUAUACAUGCAGUAGUUGUGGGAAAGCCUUCAGCCACAAAGCUAACCUCAAAAAGCAUUUGAAAACUCAUACUAGGUCAAGACUCUAUACAUGCAAUGCAUGUGGGAAAACUUUUACUGAGAGCUCAGCUUUUUCUGAACAUCAGAAAACACAUAUUGGAGAGAGACCUUAUGAAUGUAAUGAAUGUGGGAAGGCCUUCAGUCGGACUUCACAUCUUAUUCAGCAUAAGAUGAUUCAUACUGGAGAGAAGCCCUAUCAAUGUAAUGAAUGUGACAAAGCCUUCAUUCAUUCCUCAGCUCUUAUUAAGCAUCAAAGAACUCAUACUGGUGAGAAACCUUACACAUGUAAUGAAUGUGGGAAAGCAUUCAGUCAUUGCUCAUCCCUUACUAAACAUCAGAGAGUUCAUACUGGGGAAAAACCCUAUGAAUGUAAUGAAUGUGGGAAGACCUUUAGUCAGAGUACACACCUCGUUCAACAUCAGAGAAUUCAUACUGGAGAGAAACCUUAUGAAUGCAACGAAUGUGGGAAAACCUUUAGCAGAAGUUCAAACUUUGCUAAACAUCAGAGAAUUCAUAGUGGAAAGAAACCCUAUGAAUGUAACGAAUGUGGCAAAGCCUUCAUUCAUUCAUCAGCGCUUAUUCAACAUCAGAAAACUCACACUGGAGAAAAACCUUAUAGAUGUAAUGAAUGUAUGAAAACUUUCAAGUGUAGUUCCUCUCUCCUUAGACAUCAGAGACUCCAUACAGGGGAGUAAGCCCUAGAAAGUAAUAAUGCAGAGAAACGUUAGAAUCCUAAGUAGAACAUAAGCUCCUUGAGAACAGGGAGUGUUUAGUUUUUGGUCUCUAUCCCUACUAUCUGGCAAUCUACCUAGACAAUACAGUGCCUGGGACAUAGCAGGUGCUUAAUAAAUACUUGUGGGGUUGAACUUGUUAUUUUGUUGAAUAUUUUUACAAUCAGGGAAGGAGAUCCAUAAAAUAUUGUAAGUUUUUUGAGGCAAAACUUUAUAUACUUGUUACUUUAUUUGUACAGUACAUUGUCCAGGUGAUGGGUAUUUAUCAUUUAAUAAAUAUCUGUUGAUUCAUCGA
This is a messenger RNA of Sarcophilus harrisii (Tasmanian devil), 2774 nucleotides long. Its product is annotated as zinc finger protein 286A. The record is from RefSeq and is a predicted model, not a curated record. The transcript has 5 exons. Gene Ontology annotation, molecular function: DNA-binding transcription factor activity, RNA polymerase II-specific; RNA polymerase II cis-regulatory region sequence-specific DNA binding. Lineage: Eukaryota; Metazoa; Chordata; Mammalia; Dasyuromorphia; Dasyuridae. Bases 896 to 2443 code for a protein of 515 amino acids. Gene Ontology annotation, biological process: regulation of transcription by RNA polymerase II.